CCGCCGCCUGUCGACCACCCACGACUCUCACACUCAGCACCACCAUGUCGACCUACUCCUCGGACCCGCAGCGCGUCGACGACAAGUCCAAAACGCAGAAGGACCCGGUCGGGGCCAGCCACGGCGUCGUCGACAGCCAGAACGAGGCCUUCUUCCGCGACCCGCCCAACAACCUCGGCCUCUCGAGGGCCGCCGACCAGGACCGCUCCGCCGACCUCGUCGGCAGCCAGAACACUCAGCCCAUCGCCGAGCCGCAGACCGAGGAGGAGCGCAAGCGCGUUCAGGAGCUCGCCGACAAGCUCAACAAGUGAGCGUGACGUCGUCGUCGCCGCCUCGCCGCACCCUUGUCGCCUUGUACAGACCCCCUCGCACGCUUGACGCAGUACCUGCAACGCAGUAGUGAAGUGCCAGUCUCGCU
This is a messenger RNA of Rhodotorula graminis WP1, 418 nucleotides long. RefSeq lists its product as uncharacterized. The record is from RefSeq and is a predicted model, not a curated record. The annotation marks the transcript as partial. The transcript is spliced from 3 exons. NCBI's taxonomy places the organism in Eukaryota, Fungi, Basidiomycota, Microbotryomycetes, Sporidiobolales, Sporidiobolaceae.